UUUGGUGUUUACUGUCAACAUCAAGUAGCAAUGAAUAAUCAGGGAGGAGUUGUGGUUGAGACAAAAAAAAGUAGGAAGGAUAGACAGAAAGGUGGGGCGUGAUAUUUUUAGGCAACAUCUAAAAAUUCAUGAAACACAACACUUGAGACAAACCAACUGUAGCAACAAGACAAGAGGAAAUAACCAACUAGAGUUCAUACUUGAGGACGAAGGAUCUCAGCAUCGAAGGCCAACAUAAUGAAGAGCGUUCUUCUCCUCAUCCUCUCACUAACGGCAGGCUGUGAGGCCUCGUCUGAAGUGAAGGGAUGUGAAGGAGGAUGGGUUGAAUUCACCUGCAAAUACCCAAGAGCAGAUCAGGAAUAUCAAAAGAUAGAGGUUAUUAAACCCAGUGAAAAAAUAUAUAUCCAAAUCACUAAAAAGGAUGUGUGGGAAGAGAAGGGCAGAUUUUCCCUGUACCAUGAUACAAGAAAUAAAAACCUCAGGAUGGCCAUUAAACUACUUAAAAGUGAUGACUCUGGGGAGUACCAGUGUAAAUUUUACCCAAGACCUCACUCAUCUCCUGAAACCCAGAAACUGGAACUGGAAGUCGUGAAAGGUGGCUGCACACAAUUUACACCAUUUAAUCAAACUGCAUACAGAACAGCUAAAACCACCAUCACAUGUGAUUACCCUAACGAAUACAACUCCAGUGUCAAGUUUAUCUGCAAAGACAACAAUGAAAUCUGUGAGGAGAUUUUAUCAACACAAUCUUCUGUAAAGUCAAACGGGACUUUCACUCUCACAGACACCAACAGUGGCUUCAACAUGUCCAUCAGUAAUGUGAACUCACAGCAUGCUGGUGUCUACUGGUGUGAAGUCAAAUCAAAUGAAGGAAGUUACAGAGCUUCACUCAGAAAAAUACAACUGCAGGUUAAAAGUAUUACAAUCUUCAAGAGAUCCCCAACUAUUGGACAGGAUUUCAAAUACUGGUGUAAUUACACACAAGGUGCUCCCAUUAAGAAAUUCAUCUGUAAGGGAGAAGAUCCAUCUAUAUGUCAACCUCUAUGGAGCACCUCAAAGCCCAAGAUGAACACUGGGAAGUUUUCAAUGGAAGAUGACACAAAGAGGAGAAAUAUCACCAUAACUGUGAGAAACGUAACAACAGAUGACACUGGGACAUACUGGUGUGGAGCAGUAAACAAUGACAAUAAACGCAGUAAAACAUUCUUCAACAAACUGGAGAUGACUGUAGGCUGUGAGGCCUCGUCUGAAGUGAAGGGAUGUGAACGAGGAUGGGUUGAACUCACCUGCAAAUACCCAAGAGAAGAUCAGGAAUAUCAAAAGAUAGAGGUUAUUAAUUCCAGAGGAUCAAGCAUACAAACCACUAAAAAGGAUGUGUGGGAUGGGGACGACAGAUUUCCCCUGUACCAUGAUACAAGAAAUAAAAAUCUCAGGAUGGCCAUUAAACAACUUGAACAUGAUGACUCUGGGGAGUACCAGUGUAAAUUUUACCCAAGACCUCACUCAUCUCCUGAAACCCAGAAACUGGAACUGAAAGUUGUGAAAGAUGGCUGCCAGACACCAUUUACUCAAACUGCGUAUGAAACAGCUAAAACCACCAUCACAUGUGAUUACCCUAACGAAUACUCCUAUGUCAAGUUUAUCUGCAAAGACAACAAUGAAAUCUGUGAGGAGAUUUUAUCAACACAAUCAUCUGUAAAGUCAAACCGGACUUUCACUCUCACAGACACCAACAGCUUCAAUGUGUCCAUCAGUAAUGUGAGCUCACAGCAUGCUGGUGUCUACUGGUGUGGAGUCAAAUCAAAUGAAGGAAGUUACAGAGUUUCACUCAGAAAAAUACAACUGCAGGUUAAAAGUGAGUAA
Thunnus maccoyii (southern bluefin tuna) is the source of this 1863-nucleotide messenger RNA. RefSeq names its product polymeric immunoglobulin receptor-like. Bases 238 to 1863 code for a protein of 541 amino acids. The record is from RefSeq and is a predicted model, not a curated record. The transcript has 6 exons. Lineage: Eukaryota; Metazoa; Chordata; Actinopteri; Scombriformes; Scombridae.